AUGGGUGAUAAGCCGUUACCGUCCUCGUUUGACGACGACCCAGACUUUUUCCAGGACAGUGCCUGGAAGAAGCUGGGUCGGCGAUUGAAAGAAGAGCCUCUGGUUCCUCUAGGAAUCGGUGCAACCUGUUAUGCUCUGUUUCGUGCAUACCGAUCUAUGAAGAUGGGCGACUCCGUACAAGUCAACCGCAUGUUCCGCGCCCGUAUAUACGCACAAGCAUUCACUCUACUUGCCGUCUGCGCCGGCAGUGUAUAUUACAAAACAGAGCGGGACCAGCGAAAACAGUUAGAAAAGGCCAUGGACUUAAAGAAACAGCAGGCGAAGCGGGAUGCCUGGCUGAAGGAAUUAGAGAUAAGAGAUCAGGAGGAUAAAGACUGGCAGAGCAGACAUGCCACCAUUGAACAAGCUGCAAAGGGAGUUGAAGUGAAGCCCUUGGUGGCUGACUCGGCGCCGGAUGCCGCAGGUCGUGAAAUCCCAGAGGAAUCAGCGAAGGAAUCCGGUGACAGCAAGGAUGGGGCCUCAGGCGGUGUACUUUCGGCUGUGAAAAAUUUAUCAUGGGGCUCAAAGUAA
Molecule: messenger RNA, 570 nt
Organism: Nannizzia gypsea CBS 118893
Lineage: Eukaryota; Fungi; Ascomycota; Eurotiomycetes; Onygenales; Arthrodermataceae
Product: mitochondrial hypoxia responsive domain-containing protein
Exons: 3
Coding region: 1-570 (189 amino acids)
Biological process (GO): mitochondrial respirasome assembly
Cellular component (GO): mitochondrion
Source: RefSeq, a predicted model, not a curated record